Molecule: messenger RNA, 1384 nt
Organism: Alligator sinensis (Chinese alligator)
Lineage: Eukaryota; Metazoa; Chordata; Crocodylia; Alligatoridae
Gene: TSACC
Product: TSSK6 activating cochaperone
Exons: 5
Coding region: 22-672 (216 amino acids)
Cellular component (GO): cytoplasm
Molecular function (GO): protein-folding chaperone binding
Source: RefSeq, a predicted model, not a curated record
CAGGUGGUAGAACAAGGAGCAAUGGGCUCCAGUUGCAGCAAGGGAGGUUUAGGUUGGAUUUUAGGAAGAACUUUCUCACGAGGAGGGCAGAAUCAUAGAAGACAAGGGCUGGAAGUGACAUCUCCAUCCUUGAAGCGUGGGAGACAAGUGUGGAACAACCAGAUGUGGGGGAAGCUGAAAGUGUGGCCAGACUCACAAAGGGAUCGGACAAAUUCUUGGAGGAAAGGGGCAUCAGUAGUUACAAGCUUUGUUCCUACCCAGAUAGAGGCAGACUCAAGCACUCAAGAAGAAGGACAGCAUGGGAUAAACUCAGAGAACGUUGAACAUCCUUCUGCGUCUUUUAAGCUGUUCCAUCCUGCCAAGCCCUCCCCCAGCUUUCUUGAGCUUCCAUUCACCCAGCGCAGGCCCAUCCGGGGUCACCGCUGCAUCCAGGCUGUAAGGCUGGGACACACACAAUUCUCCCCCGACCAUCAGCCACAAGAGUGCAUGGGCCUGCUGGAAUGCAUGCACAACCAUCUCCAGAUUCAGACCAAGAUGGUGCAGGCCCAGUUCAGUCUGUUAGAGGGGCUGCAGGAAUCCUUAAGCCUGCUCCAGGCCACCUCAGAGCAUAGGGGUAGGCAGCAGGACAACUCAGAGACUGGCCUGCAGGGCUUGACUUCCGCCUCCAAAUGAUGUGCCCAGGAUGUGGUUGAGCUUGGAGUCCCAUUUCUUCUUAGGUAGCCUCAUCUCUGCUGCAGCUUCAGUGCCGGUGAUCACCUCUAGAGCUCUUGAGACUGGGGUUCCCGUUGUGAUGCCAAGCACCGGGGCUAUGGCUGGAGCCAGUGCUUCUAAUAAAGCUGUUGUAAACACAUCCUGUGUGAGCUUUUCUCCUGCAUGGCUUUCCACCCUUUUCUGUUCCCCUGUCUCUGGCUGCCACCAUAGAUAGAUAGAUAGAUAGAUAGAUAUGAAUGUAUAUGGAUGUAUGGAAGUAGAUAGGUAGCUGAGUUAUGGAUAUAGUUGAGUAUAUAUGGAUGGAUGGGGGUAUAUAGAUAGCUGGAUGGAUGGGUUGGUGGAUGGACGGAUGGUUGAGUUACGGAUAUAGAUGAGUAUAUAUGGAUAUAUGGGAGUAGGUAGUCAGUCAGACAGACAGACAGAUAGAUGGGAAGGAACUGGCCUUCAUAAUACAUGUAGAUGGAUGGAUGAAUAGAUGGAUAGAUAGCGUGUGACUUGUUCUCCUGCUGGAAAGGCCCAUGCUGAUUUGCUAGCCUAGCCCACAGCUUGUUCCCUAGCACCACCAGCCUGGUGGGCAGCGGGGGCCAGUGGGUUGCAUCCAGUGGAUCGUGGGGUCCCCAUUCCACAGCGGUUGGGAAGGGCAGUUAGGGGCACCAGCACCUUUCCCUUGGCC